AUGUCCUACAAAUUUGAUAGAUGCCGCGUCGCGCGGGAUGCUGCGUGCUAUGGUCCGGUACGCCUAAUCGCGCGAAGAGACGCUGCGCAACAGUGGCAUAUUGGAGUCGCCGCUCACCGAAGCCGAACAGCGAGUUGGCGCUGGUCCGCGACGAGUGUCGCUUCCCAGCGCGCACCCCGGCCACCCCUGUGCGCCGCCCGUUCGCAGCCGUGGGUUCUCGCUGCCUCUGUACCGGUGGCGCACUCCUACGCGACGACGAUGGCCGCUCCUACGGUCCAAGCGCAGCCCCUCAGUGCCCCUGCAGCCCCAAAGAAGUCAAUAUAUCCGCCCAUCUUGAUCGAGUGCCUCCCCAAUUAUGUUCAUCAUCUGGGGAGGAUCAGCCAGCUGUUAGGACGUCCCGCCAACGCCAGAGCAUACGGUAAGGGCUACCGUAUAUCGCCUGAUGCCGAAGAAUACCGGGUGGUCCAGCGCUACCUCUUGGACCUGGAGAAGGAGGACCGCCGAAUCUCCUAG
Messenger RNA from Pieris macdunnoughi, 513 nucleotides. Lineage: Eukaryota; Metazoa; Arthropoda; Insecta; Lepidoptera; Pieridae. The record is from the annotation of a GenBank genome assembly.